UACUAUUUACGUGAAAGGCCACGUACCAAAAGUGAACCUAGCCAUUGUGCAGGUAUUGAAAUUGAACCCAGCCAUUGUGCGGGUAUUGAAAUUUGAACCCAGCCAUUGUGCGGGUAUAUAAAACAAUUAACAGCCACAACUGCUGCUAUAUUCAAACAAAAUAACACUGCUGACUGCUUGCUGACUUGCAGGUACAUUACUGACGAAUAUACUGACAAAUAAAAAUCAUCAGUAAUAUCUAAAUUAACUCGACAAUUGACAAUUGGUUUUGAGUUCUAGGCCACAAAUAUGGGUGUCACUAUUGAAGUUUAUCGCUCCAGGAUUGGUUCACACCACAAUUUUACAGACCGUCGCAACAGUAUGUGCCGUCUUAAAGAGUUCCUUAAUGAUUUAUAUUGUUGCCAAAUCAUGAUAGUAUUGGAACAUCAAAUGGUGCAGAUGAUUUAACAACACCCAACUCACCAGAAGAUGAAUGGACUGAAGGUGAAGAUGAGAUACCGGCUGGAGUAACCGACAAUAUGUUGACUCCACCAGAUUUUGUCAGUGAUAGUGAAAGACAGGAAAUUUAUAAUGUUGCACCUGGUGAAGGUAAUAGACCAUUGAGUAUAUUUAGAGAUCAGUAUUCUGAAGAAAUGGCAUAUCCAGGAAUAUUUCUCGGACAAAAACGACCAGAUGAUAAACAAAGGUUAAGAAGUGUUUACUAUAGUGAAAUAUGUAAAUCUGAGUUAAGAAGAUCUGAUCGACGAGCUGCCAUGUGUGUUGAAAAUAUAUUCUUCAAAGCUAAAAAAUUACAAAUGAAAUUUUUGAUUGGUCAGUCACAGGUUGCUCUCCGAAAAAACAAAAUAGGUAACAGAACACUUACUGCUGGAGACCUAAAAACUACAGAAGGUUUACAAAGUUUAAUAAACCAUGAUGAUGGUUUCAGAUUUAUGAAAACUCUCAGGGGUUCACUGCCUUAUUUUGAACGAGCCAAAAAGGACUUGUUUGCUAUGAUUCGCCAGUUGGGACCAGCAUCAUUAUUUUGCAGUUUCUCAUCAGCAGAAACAAAAUGGAAUCACUUAUUAAGAAUUCUCGGUAAACUUAUUGAUCACAAGGAAUUUAGUGAUGAAGAAUUGAACAAUCUCACUUGGGAGGAAAGGUGUCGACUGAUUCAAAGUGACCCAGUAACCUGUGCAAGACAUUUUGAUUUUCAGUUCAAUACUUUCUUAAAAGAUGUCUUAAUGGGCAAACUUGCCCCAUUAGGAAAAAUUAAAGAUUGGUUUUAUAGAGUUAAGUACCAACACCGAGGGUCACCUCAUAUUCAUAUGUUGAUAUGGCUUGAAAAUGCACCAGUGUUUGGUGUUGAUAAAGAUGAAGAUGUUGUUGCUUAUAUUGACAGCAUAAUUACCUGUAACAAACCAGAAGAUGAUUUGGAAAUACUCGAUCUUGUAAAUAGACAGACACACAGGCAUUCUCAUACUUGCAGGAAAAAGUCUAAAAAUAUUUGUAGAUUCAACUAUCCACAACCACCAAUGAGAUGUACUCAGAUUCUUUAUCCACUUGAUGAAGAUACUUCUUCGACUGCUGCUAAAGCCAGCAAAGAAUUGUGGAAAAAUAUUAAAAGUAAACUAAAUGAUUUCAAGGAAGGUAAAGACAUUACCUGUGAUGAACUACUACAAGAUUUAGAUGUUUCAGAACGUCAGUAUAUCCUUGCUAUACGAUCAUCUUUGAAUACUCCAACAAUCUUUUUGAAAAGAAGUCCAAAUGAGUUAAGGAUUAAUAAUUACAAUCCUGUUUGUCUUCGAGCAUGGCGAGCAAACAUGGACAUUCAAUAUGUCUUAGAUGUAUAUGCAUGUGCAAUGUAUAUUGUAUCAUAUAUUUCCAAAGGUCAAAAAGGAAUGAGUGAAUUACUUCGUAAAGCUUGUGCUGAAGCAAAAGAAGGGAAUACUAAUAUCAAACAGCAAGUUCGUGAUAUUGGCAACAAAUUUUUGAACGCUGUCGAAAUAAGUGCACAAGAAGCUGUGUAUGUUGUUCUGCAACUUCCAAUGCGAAAAUCUUCACGUAAUGUAAUUUUCAUUAAUACAUCUCCUCCUUCUGAAAGAGUCGAAUUGCUUAAACCGUUGAGUGAAAUAGAGAAAAUGGCUGAUGAAUCGGAAGAAAUUCAGUCUGGAGGUCUUUUAAAAAGAUAUAUAGAACGACCUGAUUGUUUGCAAAGUGUGACACUAGCUGAUUGGGCAGCAUGGUACGACUCUUGUGGUCAACAGACAUAUAGAAAAACAAACAAGUCUGAUGUUGAUAAACUUCCAUUAGAAAAUGAUGAUGAAGAUAAUAACGAUGAAUUACCAAAUGACGAAAAUCUUCAAAUGGUAAAAGCUUCUGGAAGUAAAAAUGUAAAGAAAAGAUCUCGAUCUAGAGUAAUCCGAAGUGUCUGGUUUAAUAAAGAGGCACAACCUGAAAAACAUUAUCGGGAGUUAAUUAUGCUAUUUACUCCUUGGCGAAAUGAGCAAACCGAUUUGUUGAGAAAUUAUUCUUCUUUUGAGGAGCACUAUUUAGCUCGAUAUGAUGAAAUAAAUAAGCAAAUGGAGCAAUAUGCUGUUUGUAACGAAGAUUUAAAUGAAAUUGGACAUAAUUUUGACGAAUGUGAUGAUGCUUUUGAUACAAUAGCACCUGUGACACAAGAUGUUGAACGACAUGAUCAGGACCAAGGAUGCGUGGACACACAUCCAGAUUUAAACGAAACUUUUGAUCAUCUUGCAGAAAAUUUGGGUAUACCGUCUUCUUUACCAAAUAAUGAACCGCUCAUCUUAAAUGAAAUGCAAGAUAACGAAUAUCGAGCUUUAGUUCAGAUGCUGAAUAAGAAACAAAGAGAGUUUUCUAUCAUGCUCUGCAUUUGA
Dendronephthya gigantea is the source of this 2873-nucleotide messenger RNA. RefSeq lists its product as uncharacterized. The record is from RefSeq and is a predicted model, not a curated record. NCBI's taxonomy places the organism in Eukaryota, Metazoa, Cnidaria, Anthozoa, Malacalcyonacea, Nephtheidae. Bases 519 to 2873 code for a protein of 784 amino acids. The transcript is spliced from 2 exons.